This is a messenger RNA of Phodopus roborovskii (desert hamster), 2091 nucleotides long. RefSeq names its product Wnt family member 8B (gene Wnt8b). NCBI's taxonomy places the organism in Eukaryota, Metazoa, Chordata, Mammalia, Rodentia, Cricetidae. Gene Ontology annotation, molecular function: cytokine activity; frizzled binding. The transcript has 6 exons. Gene Ontology annotation, biological process: canonical Wnt signaling pathway; multicellular organism development; cell fate commitment. The coding region runs from base 1 to 1866 and encodes 621 amino acids. Gene Ontology annotation, cellular component: extracellular region. The record is from RefSeq and is a predicted model, not a curated record.
AUGCACUACUUCAUCCCUGUACUGCACUACUUUACCCCUCACACUGCACUACUUCACCCCUGCACCGCACCAUUCACCCCUGCACUGCACCAUUCACCUCUGCUCUGCACCAUUCACCCCUCACACUGCACUACUUCACCCCUGCACUGCACCAGUCACCCCUGCUCUGCACCAUUCACCCCUGCUCUGCACUAUUCACCCCUGCACUGCACCAGUCACCCCUGCUCUGCACCAUUCACCCCUGCUCUGCACCAUUCACCCCUGCUCUGCACCAGUCACCCCUGCUCUGCACCAGUCACCCCUGCUCUGCACCAUUCACCCCUGCUCUGCACCAUUCACCCCUGCUCUGCACCAGUCACCCCUGCUCUGCACCAGUCACCCCUGCUCUGCACCAGUCACCCCUGCUCUGCACCAUUCACCCCUGCUCUGCACUAUUCACCCCUGCACUGCACCAUUCACCCCUGCUCUGCACCAGUCACCCCUGCUCUGCACUAUUCACCCCUGCUCUGCACCAGUCACCCCUGCUCUGCACUAUUCACCCCUGCUCUGCACCAGUCACCCCUGCUCUGCACUAUUCACCUGGCAGCCAGUUCUUCGCCCCUUUGCUCCCUGACGGCUCUUUCCAGUCGAAGGGGCUCAGGAGAGUCCCCUCGUUUGCACGGUCUAUGUCCAGUCACUCCAGCAUCUUGUCAUUCCCUCAGCUCCAAAAGUGCUGGCUCGGAGGAGGGGAGGGUCAGUGAACAACUUCCUGAUGACCGGCCCAAAGGUAAGGAGGUCUUUGAUGAACUCGGUGUCACUAGUCUUAACUUGUUGGUUGAAGCUAACACAUGGUGGUUUCGUUACAUCUACAACUCCCAUUAUACUGUGGUGUACAGCACAGAUGGGGACCUGCCCAAAGCCACUCAGCAAACUGCUUACCUCGUCUACUCUAGCAGUGUGGCAGCUGGCGCCCAGAGCGGUAUUGAAGAAUGUAAAUACCAGUUUGCUUGGGACCGCUGGAAUUGCCCUGAGAGAGCUUUGCAGCUGUCCAGCCAUGGUGGACUUCGUAGUGCUAACCGGGAGACUGCGUUUGUGCACGCCAUCAGUUCUGCCGGAGUCAUGUACACCCUGACUAGAAACUGCAGCCUUGGAGAUUUUGACAACUGUGGCUGUGAUGACUCCCGAAAUGGACAACUGGGAGGCCAAGGCUGGCUCUGGGGAGGCUGCAGUGACAACGUGGGCUUCGGAGAGGCGAUUUCCAAGCAGUUUGUGGACGCCCUGGAGACAGGACAGGAUGCCCGGGCAGCCAUGAAUCUGCACAACAAUGAGGCUGGCCGCAAGGCGGUCAAGGGCACUAUGAAACGCACGUGUAAGUGCCACGGCGUGUCUGGCAGCUGCACCACGCAGACCUGCUGGCUGCAGCUGCCUGAGUUCCGGGAGGUAGGCGCACACCUGAAGGAGAAGUAUCACGCGGCGCUCAAGGUGGACCUGCUGCAGGGUGCGGGCAACAGCGCGGCGGGCCGCGGCGCCAUCGCCGACACCUUCCGCUCCAUCUCCACGCGCGAGCUGGUGCACCUAGAGGACUCCCCAGACUACUGCCUGGAGAAUAAGACCCUGGGGCUGCUGGGCACUGAGGGCCGAGAGUGCCUGCGGCGCGGGCGUGCCCUGGGCCGCUGGGAGCGCCGCAGCUGCCGCAGGCUGUGCGGGGACUGCGGGCUGGCGGUGGAGGAGCGCCGCACCGAGACAGUGUCCAGCUGCAACUGCAAGUUUCACUGGUGCUGCGCGGUCCGCUGCGAGCAGUGUCGCCGGCGGGUCACCAAGUACUUCUGCAGCCGCGCCGAGCGGCCGCCGAGAGGCGCUGCGCACAAACCUGGGAAGAAACCCUAAGGGUCUCCUCCUGCCUUCUUCCCUGUUCGCCCUCGGCUUCGUUUAGAGACCCCGGAAAUAGAGGGACCCAGAAUGGGGACCUCGCACUCCCUAGCCCAGCGAUCCUGACAGGGGGAGGUAGCAGUCUCUCCACCGAGUGCCACUUUCAGACUGUUUCCCGGAUUCCUCUGCAUGGUCUUCGUAGCUCACUCGUAGGUCUCAAAACUGUUGUAAAAUUCUACAAAA